This is a messenger RNA of Drosophila novamexicana, 1797 nucleotides long. It is a transcript of the gene pinta, whose product is annotated as retinol-binding protein pinta. Gene Ontology annotation, cellular component: membrane. Gene Ontology annotation, molecular function: phosphatidylinositol bisphosphate binding. Bases 44 to 895 code for a protein of 283 amino acids. The record is from RefSeq and is a predicted model, not a curated record. Lineage: Eukaryota; Metazoa; Arthropoda; Insecta; Diptera; Drosophilidae. The transcript has 3 exons.
AGUCGCUCACAGACAGUCGGUUAGUGCAAGUGCAGCAGCGGACAUGUGUUCACACAACAGCAAUAUAAUUGCCGAGCAUCCAGAUUUGGAUUCCACUUUUGAGAAUGAGCAGGAGCUGAUAUUGAAAAAGGAGCAGCUGCAGGUGCAGGAACUAAGCGAUUGGUUAGACGCAAAUCCGAACAUAAAUGGCUGUAAGGCCUAUGAGAAUUUGCACUUUUUCCUGCGCACCUGUAAAUUUGACGUUGAUCGGGCUAAAAAGAAGCUUAAAACCUUUUACCAAAUGCGUGCCGAGCGUACCGAAUGGUUUGACGAUUGCGAUCCCAUGCUGCCCGAAAUACAGGAGCUGCUUGCCUUGGGCGUCUUUCUACCUGUUGACGGUGUCGAUGAUCAGCAAAAAAAGGUUGUAAUUAUUCGGACGGCGGCACACGACCCCAAACGACAUACACAGAACAACGUGUUUAAGACAAGCAAAAUGAUAUUGGAUUUGCUAUUAAAGUUUGAGCCAGAUAACUGCGCACGUGGUAUUGUUGCCAUUAUGGAUAUGCAGGGGGUCCAAUUAGGUCAUGCUCUUCAGCUCAAUCCCAAGCUUAUCAAGCGUUCCGUUGAGAGUUGGACGGCGUAUCCAUGUCAGCCCAAGCUCUUGGAGUUCACUAAUACGCCUCGUCACGUCAACAUUUUUUUAAAUACAUUUCGCGUAUUUAUGACGCCAAAGAUUCGUUCCCGUGUCGCAGUGCGCCGUGAGGGCACCAUGGUAAAGUGCAAGCAGCUGCCAAGAGACUUGGGUGGUCAGGGACCCAGCUACAAAGAGCUGGCCAUCAAAUGGAAGCAAUUGGUCGAACAGAACGCUGACUUUUAUUUGGAGCAAGGCAAAUACAAAAGCAUAGUCAAGCGAUAAGCGUCUGAUUAACCAAAAAUGAUUAGAACUGCAAGCAGACAUACUUAUAAAUAUUAUACGCAUAUUUUCAACGUGAGGAUUAUCAUUCGGUAAUCGGUUAAUGUGUACAAAUGGCGUUGCUUAGUAUUUAAGGUUUUGUUCGUGCUAAAAACAAUGCUCAUUUUAUAAUGAUAAGUAUUUAUAAUGCACACUUCAAUGCUUGUAUCAUUUUAACUAUAGAUAAGUGUACUCUUUGUUGGGCAACUUUGCCUUGCUGUUAUCGUCCACAUUUGUCCAGCGACCAUAGACUUAUUUUAGUACCAGAGCUCUUUACUUAAAAAAACAUCAAUUCGACUUUGUAAAAUAGCAUAAACGGGUUAUUAAAAGUAUAUCUGAUAUGAGGAUUACUUCAUUAUAUUCUCGAUUUCUUUAUUAGUAUAAAAUAGUAUAUCAAAAAUGUUUAUCAAGUCUAUAAUUAUUAUCAUUUAAUGGGGCCAUCGAGUGCCGUCUCAUGUUAAGGGUUUGCAUUGCAAAAGACUUCUCAUCCGUUUAUCGAUAUUAAUAAUAAAUACGUACAUACAUACAAAAGAACAUAAACAAGUUAAUUUCGCACAGUUUGUGAACAGAAUGUUUUUUAUAAGCGGGAUUUGUUAGUGUAUCAAUGCGUGCUGUUGUUUUUGCUUUUUAAUAUACAUACAUAUAUAAAUAUAAAUAUGUUUUAUAUCUUAAAAGUACGUGUCACAUAUAAAAAUAUAUAGUAGAUGUUGGUCAUCAAUUCAUUAUCAUCACCAAACAGCGCACUACCGAACAGUUUUAGUGGGACCACAUGAAGCACUGAACAAAACUUAAAAGCUAUAAACGAGAAAAGGAAAGGCGGUAACUAACUAAAGCGUAUUAUAAAUAGCGACAGAGUGCAAUUGAAA